Molecule: messenger RNA, 300 nt
Organism: Trichoderma reesei QM6a
Lineage: Eukaryota; Fungi; Ascomycota; Sordariomycetes; Hypocreales; Hypocreaceae
Exons: 2
Source: RefSeq, a predicted model, not a curated record
AGAAGACGUGAGUUUGAUGCUUCGCGUACAGACAAAUGGCCUGACCCUUGGCAGGCAAUGGGCAUCAAUGCAUCGCGACCCGCAUGCAGCCCAAUAGUACCCAUUCAAUCUUUUGCCAUCCAGCCACCCCGAAAAGUUACAUCUGAAGAAAUUGAAGACGAACCCGCAGAGGCACAGCAAGUCCAAAGUCAAGGGGGCGAAGAAAAGAAGAAGAAGAAAAAGGAGCCACCGUACCGUCAAGGCAGUGGGACGGCAAAGCAGCACGGAAUGUCAGAUAUGAUCGAUUUGCCGGCCCAAUGA